This is a messenger RNA of Marasmius oreades (fairy-ring Marasmius), 3432 nucleotides long. RefSeq lists its product as uncharacterized. The record is from RefSeq and is a predicted model, not a curated record. Gene Ontology annotation, biological process: peptidyl-serine phosphorylation; peptidyl-threonine phosphorylation. Gene Ontology annotation, cellular component: cytoplasm; nucleus. The transcript is spliced from 9 exons. Gene Ontology annotation, molecular function: ATP binding; protein tyrosine kinase activity; protein serine/threonine kinase activity. Bases 1 to 3432 code for a protein of 1143 amino acids. NCBI's taxonomy places the organism in Eukaryota, Fungi, Basidiomycota, Agaricomycetes, Agaricales, Marasmiaceae.
AUGUCAGAUUCUGCCGACACUGAGCUCCCUCGUUGGGCACCAUCGUAUACUACAGUUCCUUUUCCUUCUCUAUCAUCAUCGUCGGCCACAGCACCAUAUCUAGCUCGUAGCGCGUCUUUCUCAACAGCCGCUCGUCGUCAUCGUCAGCAACCAGCAGACCUCGAGGCAUCUCACUCCAUGCAACAGUCAUCGCAGAACUCGUUCUAUUCGCCUAGUGUGGCAUACCAUUCCCCAUCGAUGGCCCCAAAUAGUCUUUCUUCACCAGCUUCAGCAUCGGCAGAUCCAUAUUCUGAUAUCUCAAGGUCUGGUCGUUCACCCCUUCGUGGUCCACCUGCAUCCAAUUCCGGUUCACUUCUUGACCCUUACUCGCCCCAGCAUUCGUCUCAAUACUCGCCAACAGCAAACACUGCCUAUCCUUAUGCGGCAGCUUCUGAUCAACGACCACAUCCACCUCCACAAUCGAACUAUUCCACCCAUAGUCGAUCGCAUUCACAAGUCAAAAACGAGCCCAUGUCCCCUCCAGUCAAUCCGUCCUACUCACCUCAGACACCACUACAUCCUGGUUCAGUCUAUUCUCCAGCAUCUUAUGGGAUGGACACAAGUAGUCCCGGCCUACCACAACCACCAAGUCAUCUGACACCUCAUGCAGCAAGAAAAAACUCGGUCUCUCAACCUCCAACCCCAUUAUCAUACAUGAAUCAGAGUUCCUCAGCGUAUUAUUCUCAGGAGCAAAACAUGCAAGUCGACCCACCACAACGACGUCGGGCGUCUGGUUUCCGACGAGUACGUGAUGCACGCGAUAUCCAACCACGUCUGGAUGCUCCAUCAACGGAUCGAAGGAUGGGCAGCGACGGACAUUAUAUCUCGCCUUUGCAACAAGUCACCGUUAACCUUGUCGACACAUACCACAUCUGCAAUCCACAAUUUAGAUACGAGUCCACCCACAACCCAAGACGUGUUUUAACCAAACCAAGCAAACCUGCUCACAACGAAGGAUACGACAAUGAUGACUACGACUAUAUUUUGUAUGUCAAUGACUGGUUAGGGACAGAGGAGGGCCACAAGUAUCUUAUUCUGGAUAUCCUUGGUCAAGGUACCUUCGGCCAAGUGGUCAAGUGCCAGAAUAUGAAAACACACGAGAUUGUGGCAGUCAAAGUCGUCAAGAACAAGCCUGCGUACUUCAACCAGAGUAUGAUGGAAGUCACCAUUCUAGAGCUGCUCAAUAAGCAAUGCGAUCCCAAUGACGAACAUCACAUACUAAGACUUCGUGAUUCGUUCAUUCAUCGGAACCACCUGUGUCUUGUCUUCGAGCUUCUAUCUUCAAACCUAUACGAGUUGAUCAAGCAAAACCAAUUUCAAGGUCUGAGUACGCAGUUGGUGAAGGUGUUCAUGGCACAGCUGUUAGAUGCCAUGACUGUUCUCAAGGACGCCCGUCUUAUCCAUUGCGAUUUGAAGCCAGAGAACAUUCUGCUAAAAACGCUCCAGUCACCUCAAAUCAAAGUAAUCGACUUUGGUUCAGCGUGUCACGAACGACAGACUGUGUAUACAUAUAUUCAGUCCAGAUUUUAUCGUUCCCCAGAAGUCCUCCUAGGGCUCUCAUACUCCGCCGCCAUUGAUAUGUGGUCUCUCGGCUGCAUUGCUGUCGAGUUAUUCCUAGGGCUUCCGCUCUUCCCUGGAACCAGCGAAUAUAACCAGCUGACUCGGAUAAUAGAGAUGCUCGGAAACCCUCCGAACAGCAUGCUGAAUAUCGGCAAGCAGACGGCGCAAUUCUUUGAUUCGUACGAAACCUACAACCCUCAUACAAAUCAGACCGAAAAAAAAUAUCGGUUGAAGUCCAUUGAACAAUAUUCCCGUGAGCAUGGUACCAAUGAGCAACCGGGGAAACAGUACUUCAAGGCCACCUCGUUACCUGAAAUUGUCAAUACUGCACCCAUGCCUCAAUCGAAGACACCCUCAAGAGCUGCACAUGAACUAGAAAAAGAAAUGAACAAUAGAGCAUCAUUUAUCGACUUCUGUCAAGGUUUACUGGACUUAAAUCCUGUCACGCGGUGGACACCACAGCAGGCCAGAUUACAUCCAUUUAUCACCGGAGGAAAAUUCUUAAAACCCUUUGUGCCCGAUACCCUCACGCAGGGUCAACAAGCUGCCGCUGCCACCUCCACCAGCUCUCCCAAUCCCAAGCAGCCUUUCGGGGGGCUCCUACCCUCUCAGCCGAAGGGCACCAGGGCAUACCAAGAUGCAGCAUCUUACGAUCAACAUCUGAGGCAGCAUCAAGCCUAUACCGCACAAGCUCAAAGUCAAGCUGCGAACACCUUCCGUAACCCGUACCUCAAUCAAGCCCAACAGCAACAGCCACAGCCACCGCAACAGCCAUCUCAACCGCCGGUGUCGACGUACUCGGGUCAAUCAGAACAACCUCACUCAUUCCCUCAACCCCAACCUUACGGAGGGGGAACUCAGCCAUCCAGCACAGCGCAUAACAGGCUUCCACAUCAAAACUCAUCGGGGCAUCUCAACACCAGCGCUUCAGUCGGAAGUUACUCAAACCAUCCGCCCCUAAAUUCUUCCGUGAAUCCCAACGUACCGUCAACAUCCUACUACCCCAAUCAGCGUAACCGUGCCAACACCAUAAACCAAAUGGAUGCAGUCCCGCCGGCUCUUGCACGUUUGCAACACAUGAACCAAGACGUUAUUGCAGGCAGAAACGCUUUGACUCCAGUAUUGAAUCGAGACGAUGCGAUGAAGGAAUGGGAAAGAAGGCAGUCCGGGAAGGCGACGGCUUCUCAGCCAUACCCUCAGUUAGAGUAUCUCCAGCAGCAAGCAGAACUUGCAGCUGUAUCCGGUUUGUCGAGUUGGGGAAGUACAGGGUCCUCGAGAUACCCUCCUCCCUCCAAACUAUCUCACUCGUACAACGCAAAUUCCAUGGAAGAGGAUACCAGUCGACGUGACGCUGUCAUGUCGAAUGUCCGGUCUGCUGCCCGCGGGGAUGGGAAUGGAGCUGCUAUGUACGGCUCUGGUGAGGUAAUAUCCAAUCCUCCGCAAGCAUACAACAGCAGCUCCACUUCGGGGAAUAGGUAUGCCAUGACCUACACUCAACCGCCUCAGCAGCAACAACAAGCAUCACCGAGUGUCUUUGACUCUGAUAGAAGAACGAACACAGGAAAUAUGUAUGUUCCUAUGCAACCGGAUUCCUACCAAUCGUACUCCAAUGUCACGCCGUCGUCCGCAGCUGCCGUUGCUGCUCGGCACAUAGCACCUGCAACGCAAGCUAUCCCACCAUCGUUCUAUGGCGCUGGGGUAGUUUCACCAGGACAAGCAUUGCCUCAGAGCCAGCAUCGAAACCCGUUUUCAUUAAACGAGUCUUCACCGCAGAUGUCCAACGCAAAAGAUGGUAGGAGGGAUAGUAAUGGAAUGGAAAAUUGGCCAAGAUGA